Clonostachys rhizophaga is the source of this 1278-nucleotide messenger RNA. The record is from the annotation of a GenBank genome assembly. Lineage: Eukaryota; Fungi; Ascomycota; Sordariomycetes; Hypocreales; Bionectriaceae.
AUGAGCUUUCCAAAGAUUCUCAGCCCUCAGCCACCAGCACCCGAGACUCCGGGUGCGAAAUACCACACUACUCCAGACCGGGGUGGUCGUGAUAUUAACAAGUCCUGCCCCCUCCCUGGGCCUAUCCAGUCAACUGAAGAAUCACAUGGCCUAAUGGCCCCAUUAUCACACAACACUCUCAGUACGGAGUAUAAUACCGCUCCUAAGCGCCACCCUCUACCGACUUCGCCAAUAUACCGGCAUUUUAGCACCCAUGUCGCUCCAAGGAGCCAUUACGAUCCCACCUGGGAAGAGAGUGAUCAUAACACCUAUCCGAGUGACAGCGAUGUUCCUACCGUGUUGAAUGAUGACAGGUAUGAUGAGUACAACGCUCGGGACAGCGAUGAGGAUUACUUUUCGGCUGAGAACGAUACUAUUCCGAAUGAUAUUAUUCGCAAUACCACACAAGCCAGAGGCAACCAUCGUCUCGAUACCCCCCCCAGCUCUCUAGCUACAUUGAAUGAUCCAAAUGGUUCUAUCAUGCGUCAGACUCGCAGCCAGACUCGCAAUACAAUAUCUCGCCCUACUCCGAAUAGGGGUAGCAGUCAUAUUUACCCCCCUGAGUCUGCCUUUCCUAUUCAUUCUCAGAGCCCCAAUGAGCUAUCAAACAUGCCUGGCAAACAGCCAACCCUUGGCAAUUCUGGAACUCUGAGAAUACAAUCAGACAGCCCAGGUCCAAGUUCAUCGACGACACAGAAAAGGUGUCUGACACAACCAAGUGAAAUGAAUUCCCAGGUGCGGAAGAGAAUCAAGUCCUCCCAAGAUCAAACUCAUACGGAACGGGGCCCUGAAUAUACCCCUAUUAAUAAUGAGCUCUGGGAGGUAGAUAGGUUUUACAUCCGGUACCCCGAUGGACUCUCACAGAGCUCCUCUGUUUCCGGAGAGGAGCUCAUUAUUAAGGCCGUCUGGAAGGCAACCCGUAUUACAUAUAAUGAUCUAUCUUCUGUUCUAAGGGAGUCAAUCCACAAUGCCUACGCACUUGGUGGUAAGAAAAGAUUGCAGGCCUUCAAAGGGCUUAUAUCUGAUGUCAAGAGACAGUUUGGAGCGAAGUAUCAAGGAUGGCAAUUUGAUUGCAAAUUCAUUCCGCCUCGCAAGGGCGCUAAGGGAACAAGGGUGACUCCUUUUUGGGCCCGUUGGAAAUUGACCACAGUACGGUUCCAGGAUCUAUCUCCUAUGUUGAAGGAAGAGGUGUUAGAUGAUGCUAGAAGAAAGAAGCUUGUUGUCCGAUAUGGGAACUAA